CUUGAUUGAUUGGUAACUCUGACUCACUUGACCACAACCUCACCUCAUAGAAUUCCCAACGUUUUCUCCCUCCCACUGGCCAUCACUUUCAUCCAAAAUACUGAUCGGUGUUGAUACCCAAAUCGACUCAAAAAUCUCCAAUCUUUUUGAAAGAUGGCUGAAAGUGGAGCGGUGUAUGAAUCAUCAGCAGAGUCGAAGUCGUUCUUUAGGAGGCACUGGGAAGGCUACAAAGAGUUCUGGAGCGAGAGAUUCUCCAUUUUGGAUAACUAUUCGAGGUUUGUCAAAAGAGAGAAGCCUCUCCCUUCUUGGUCUGACUCUGAUGUAGAGGAGUUCAUCGCCUCUGACCCAGUUCAUGGCCCCACACUUAAGACUGCCCGUGAAGCAGCAAAAUAUGGUGCCCUCGGAAGCCUGAUUGGAGCAGUUUCCACUGCGGGUUUUGCUUGGAAAUAUUCAAGGAGUCCCCAUGGUGCUGCACUAUCUUUUGGAGCAGGAGCUAUAUUUGGGUGGACAUUUGGACAGGAAAUUGGAAACCACAGCCUGCAACUUUACAGGUUGGAUACCAUGGCUUCUCAGGUUAAGUUCUUGGAAUGGUGGCAGAGAAAAACAGGAGGGCAGUCUUAAAUUAGCUUUCUCCGAUUGCCAACCGAGACUUUCUUUCGUUUCUGCAAGAAUAAUCAUCUGCAUGAGUUGAAAUUGUAUUGCUUGAUUCCAUAUGAUUUGGUGCUUUUUAUGUUAGGAAGCUUCCAAUAUGGAUUUGCCUGCUUCUUGUUUCCCAGAGAAUGGAUAUGAUAGAACACGUGUUUUCUAUGAAACAUUUCUAUACCCCGAAACCCACAAACUAUUGGGACCUA
This is a messenger RNA of Ilex paraguariensis (yerba mate), 851 nucleotides long. NCBI's taxonomy places the organism in Eukaryota, Viridiplantae, Streptophyta, Magnoliopsida, Aquifoliales, Aquifoliaceae. The record is from the annotation of a GenBank genome assembly.